GUGUCGCGUCAGUCGUCGACCGAACAGGUCACCGGUCUCACUCGGGCGUGAGUAAGACCAACUCGGAUCGAUCCCCACGGGGGUUUUUUAAAAUAUAUUUUUUUUUCCAAAAAAAUAACAAUUAACCUAACAGCAAUUCGUUUGUCAAUUGUUAUUAUCAUAAAUAAAAUUGAUUACUAACAAUUUAAUUACAAUUGUCGGUAAAUUGUUUAUUUACAGAUUGAUUAAUUAAUUAAUUAACAAGUGUGUUGUGCAUUGGACAUUAUUAAAGGAUAAUUUCUCAAUCGAAAUACUGGACCGGGCUGACCGACGGUCCAUAAAGAGAUUCAUCACGUCUUAUGUCAGUAGAUCGAGCGAGCCCCAGUAGCACGCUCGAAAUUGCAUCAAGCUUUAACAUGGGGCCUCGAGGACGCUUCACAAGAGAUAGGAGCCCUGAAUCCCCUUGCAAAACCUCCCUUUGAGCCGAGCUGGGGUAUGGCCGCCACAGAUGGACAAAUAGUGGUCGCCGCGGCGCGUUGGGCCGAAGAGGCGACCUACCUCCGAGAAUUCGUCAGCAAACACCGUCUCCCCGCGGUAAUAAAGAUAACAAAGGGCCAGUAUGCCGGUUUGGGAGUCCCUACCUUACCCGCUCCAAGUCUCCAAAGUACAGCCCUGCUAGUAUCAGCCGGCCGUAGGCGAAAAAUCGUCGCACAGGCAGUUAAAAUCAAAGAAGGCCGUAGGGUAGUGGGCGUAGGGCCACGCUUAGCCAUCCCCGAUUCCUACCACGGCUACUUCGAGAUUCUGAGCGAAGAAGGCCGAGCCGUACGCGGAAUAGAGUCAGUCGCCGAAUUGGCCCGACGGUGUCCCGAAGAGGGGGCUCUGGUCCGCGAAACUUUAAGGGCGAUCGCCUGUAAGCUAGACGAAGCCUCCAACGUAGUUCCCGAAGGCACCCGGAGUCUUCUAGCCGGUGAGACAAUCCUUACGGCCGGAGAAGUGAAUCUUCCCGGCCGCGGGCGGUUUCUCCGCUGCUUGGACAGCCACGGCGACAGCCUUUUGCUAAGCAUGGACCAACGGGGGCGCUUCAGCGCCUUAGCUCGCGAAGAUAACAUCAGCGGAGUCCAUACGGCCCGAGCUUUGUUGAGCAAACGGCUCCCUUUGACAGUCAGAUUAGUCUACGGCCAGCCGCCGAGGGGCCUUAAGUCUGCGUCGCAGUUCCUCCCGGAGCUCCGCCUACUUUCGACCUUCGAGGAGGAGCAUAUAUUCGCCCUGCCCCUUCAAAGGGAAGGCGCCGCAGUGUCUCUCCCUCUUGCGGCGCCGCUUAAGUUAGUUAAGGCCCGAAAUGAAGAAGCCUUAAGGUCUAUGGCUGAAUUUGCGCGGCUAGUGGACCGUUCUGGACGCUUAGUAGCCGACGUAGCGGAUCGCGCUUGCGUCUUAGACGCACGGCUGACCGAAAACAAGCAGACCAGACAGACCAGGAGCGCAGCUGCCUUUUUAAGGCGGUCUGUUAGUUCUGAUAGCGCAAAUAAUCACCGACACCUUCACUAUCAUCAAAAUGGCAACCUCAACCUGAGCCUGAACCUUAACCUCGGCCCCGGAAGCAGCUAUAGGGACGAAAAUAGAGUUUAUACCGAGGAUUAUGAUGAGAUAGACCAGAUCUACGAUUACGUCAGAGGAUUCGCGCCGCUGCCCAAGAGCGUGAGGUCGCCGUACGAAACUCCGGGGAAGGAAUUGUCAGCCAGCCCCCCACUUUCUCCCGUGGUCCUAGACGAGCGACCUGAACCUCCUCCCAUUGAAACUAUCCCUACCAAGAAGAUCCAGGCGGAGAAGCGCACGCGCAAGGGCAAGGACGCGCCCAGUCAAGUGGUGGGGCAGCGUCAGCCACUGCCGAAAUUGGAAAAACCCCCCCUGGCGAAGUUGUACGUCAAAAAUGGCGGAACUCAGCGAGGGCGCGCGCUUAUGAGGCAAAAAAGCGCAAGCCCGCUAAAAGAGACACCUCCUGGGUUCAAAGGUGGCUCGCCGCUUUUUAAUAUCAGGUACAAGAGCUUGACCAAUCUUCAGCAGGCGAUGGAGCUUGAUGGAACUCUAGACUCCAGCCACUCUGGCGGAAGAACUUCCGGGGACUCUGGAGCCGGUGCGAAGCUGCCUGAGAAAAGGUCGCGGCGCCUGAGUCGGCCCCGGUCGCUGACGAACCUUGUAUGGGAACUUAGGGGCAGCACCGUCGCCAGACCUGAGACUCCGCCGCCAGUCCAGCCCUCGAUACCUGCGGCUAAGUGCGGGGCGAGACUUGCUGUUACUGUUGUGGCGCCACGACGCGUUGGCACGCUCUACCUCUAACUCAUUCGACCGACGAAGGGAUGAUGAAGGCAAAGAGCGGUCCGAGUGAGACACCGACGGAUCUCCAACGUCUUUUAUUUAAUCAAAAUUAAUCCAAGUAGAGCUUAGCUUCUUUACGCAAAAUCCCUCGAGCACGAUUCGACAAAAUGGACCCGCGAGGAUAAUUAUCAACAGUUAGUUUACUGAUAAUUACGGAAGCGUCUAGAGCGUCCAGAAUGCCAUAAUUAUGACAAAGUUUCUUUUUUUUUUUUUAUUAUUAUUAUUAUUAAAAUUAUUAUUAUUAUUAUUAGUUUUUGUUGUGGUUGUACUUAAGUCAUCAUUCAUACUCUAAGAUAAUAUUUUAUAAUUACUAUAAUAAUUAUUUUAUAAAUCUCAAUCCAUUCCAGAGUAUCAGAGUGUUUAUAAUUAAUAACUCCCGAGAUUUUUUUUUUGCUUUAGAAUUUUUUUAAUUAGAUAUUUUUUGUAAUGUGUGCCUUAAUAUUAUAAA
This is a messenger RNA of Cotesia glomerata, 2800 nucleotides long. RefSeq lists its product as uncharacterized. The transcript is spliced from 6 exons. Lineage: Eukaryota; Metazoa; Arthropoda; Insecta; Hymenoptera; Braconidae. The record is from RefSeq and is a predicted model, not a curated record. The coding region runs from base 475 to 2313 and encodes 612 amino acids.